This is a messenger RNA of Benincasa hispida (wax gourd), 1677 nucleotides long. RefSeq lists its product as uncharacterized. Lineage: Eukaryota; Viridiplantae; Streptophyta; Magnoliopsida; Cucurbitales; Cucurbitaceae. The record is from RefSeq and is a predicted model, not a curated record.
GCUUAAGGACUCAGAACCAAAGCAAAGAUGGGAAAAAGAAAUUCCUCAAUGGCCUCUUUGGCCAUUGCUAUUUUGGCAUCAUUUCUCUCUUUAACUUUGCCUUCCAAUGCUAAUGAGUAUCUCUACUCUUCCCCUCCUCCUCCAACUCCGGUUUACCACUACAAGUCCCCCCCUCCUCCAUCGCCUGUUUACAAGUCUCCUCCACCUCCUCCUCCCUACAAAAAACCUUAUCACCCGCCAUACCAUUACAAAUCACCACCACCACCUCCACCAGUGUACAAAUACAAGUCUCCUCCACCACCUCCACCAUACAAGAAACCGUAUCACCCACCUCAUCACCACAAGUAUCCACCACCACCUCCGCCAAUUUACAAAUAUAAGUCUCCUCCACCACCACCAUACAAAAAGCCAUACCACCCACCAACACCCAUUUACAAGUACAAAUCUCCUCCACCACCAGUCUACAAGUACAAAUCUCCUCCACCACCACCACCUUACAAGAAGCCAUACCACCCACCUACACCAAUUUAUAAGUACAAAUCUCCACCACCACCAGUCUACAAGUACAAGUCACCCCCUCCGCCACCACCUUACAAGAAGCCAUACCACCCACCAACACCCAUUUACAAAUACAAAUCUCCUCCGCCACCACCAUACAAGAAGCCAUACCACCCACCAACCCCCAUCUACAAAUACAAAUCUCCACCACCACCAUACAAGAAGCCAUACCAUCCACCAACGCCCAUUUACAAAUACAAAUCUCCACCACCACCCGUUUACAAAUAUAAAUCACCACCUCCACCACCACCCUACAAGAAGCCAUACCACCCACCCACACCAGUCUACAAGUACAAGUCUCCACCACCACCUGUCUACAAAUAUAAGUCACCACCUCCACCACCACCUUACAAGAAGCCAUACCAUCCACCUACACCCAUUUACAAGUACAAAUCUCCACCACCACCAGUUUACAAAUACAAGUCUCCUCCUCCGCCACCACCCUACAAGAAGCCGUACCAUCCACCAACACCCAUCUAUAAGUACAAAUCUCCCCCACCCCCCGUAUACAAAUACAAGUCACCUCCUCCGCCACCACCCUACAAAAAACCAUACCACCCACCGUACCACUACAAAUCCCCACCGCCCCCACCACCCGUUUACAAAUACAAGUCUCCUCCUCCACCACCACCCUAUAAAAAACCAUACCACCCACCAUACCACUAUAAGUCUCCACCACCACCCCCCAUUAGACCCUACCACCGACCCCCAACUCCGGUGAAGCCAUACCACCCACCUCCCGUCUACCAUUACAAAUCUCCGCCACCACCGCCACCAGUCUACAUCUAUGCAUCACCCCCACCUCCUCACUACUAGACACUAACCUUAACAAAGGAAGCAAAAAAUGGAGGAUGUCAGAAAAUAAAUGGCACGUUGAUAAAAGCUUUAUGAUUUGAAACAGGAAAGCCUGGAGGCUUGUUGCUGCUGCAGUUUGACAAGUGUUGAAUUUUCUCUGUUCUUUUAGGGUUUGUCAUUUUUAUUUUUAUUUUCCUUCCUUUUCAAUGUCUCUAUUUAUUAGUUGUAAUGCACUACUGUAGUAGUCACAUCUCAAACUAUAUAUUAUAACCCCUAAAAAAAAUGUCCUUUGUAUAAUCAAAUAAAAUUUAUCAGUAUUUUGUA